AUGCCUCUCCUCGCUGGGCUACUAGCCCCAUCAGGCCAUCACCCGCGCACCGUCGGCAUGUCGCGCCGUGUGAGCGCCGUGCGCGACCGGUCUGGAGCACGCCAUCGCCGGCCGUGCCCGCUCGGGAAGCCUCGGCCUCAACAACGCGCUGAAGCUGUUCGACAAAUUGCUUCUCCACGCCAGGCCGCCUCGGUUAUUGCCUUCAACCAGAUCCUCACUGCUGUCUCACGUGCCUCAGGCCGGCUGGAAUCUUGCCUUGGAGGCUACGGAAAAGCCCCUUAA
Miscanthus lutarioriparius is the source of this 282-nucleotide messenger RNA. Lineage: Eukaryota; Viridiplantae; Streptophyta; Magnoliopsida; Poales; Poaceae. The record is from the annotation of a GenBank genome assembly.